CGCGGGCGCUCAAGCAUGGCGGCAGCCGCGUUGGGCAGCUCUUCGGGCUCUGCUUCCCCGGCUGUGGCCGAGCUGUGCCAGAACACGCCAGAGACCUUUCUGGAGGCCUCCAAGCUGUUGCUCACCUACGCAGACAACAUCCUCAGAAACCCUAAUGAUGAAAAAUAUAGAUCUAUCCGGAUUGGAAACACAGCUUUUUCUACUAGACUCUUACCUGUCAGAGGAGCCGUUGAAUGUUUAUUUGAAAUGGGCUUUGAAGAGGGAGAAACACAUCUUAUCUUUCCUAAAAAAGCUUCAGUGGAACAGCUGCAAAAAAUUCGUGACCUGAUUGCCAUAGAAAGAAGUAGCAGAUUGGAUGAAUCAAAUAAGACUUACAAAGUAGAAUUAUCUCAGCAACCUGCACCCAGUACCCAGCUUCCCAUUACACAGUCUUCAAAUCCUAAUGGGUUAACCCAGCAUGCAGGGAACAGUGAAGGACAAUCAUCAAAUCCACCAUCUGCUCCAAUGGUUACCACUGAUUCAGUCAUUCUAAAAGUUCUGCAGUCCAACAUUCAGCAUGUGCUGGUCUAUGAGAACCUUGCUCUCCAGGAAAAAGCACUGGCUUGUAUUCCAGUCCAAGAACUAAAAAGGAGAUCUCAAGAAAAGUUAUCUAGAGCUAGAAAAUUGGAUAAAGGUACUGAUGUAAGUGAAGAGGAUUUUCUUCUGCUGGAGCUUUUACACUGGUUUAAGGAAGAAUUUUUUCAAUGGGUGAAUGACAUUUUGUGCAGCAAAUGUGGUGGCCAGACUAAGUCUAGAGGUGAAUCAUUAUUUCCCAAUGAUGAUGAACUGAAGUGGGGCGCAAACAGAGUAGAAGAUCAUUACUGUGAUACAUGCCAGUUCAGCAAUCGAUUCCCAAGGUAUAAUAACCCUGAGAAACUUUUGGAAACGAGAUGUGGACGGUGUGGCGAGUGGGCCAAUUGUUUUACGCUGUGCUGUCGAGCCUUAGGGUUUGAAGCUCGCUAUGUUUGGGAUUAUACAGACCAUGUCUGGACAGAAGUCUAUUCACCUUCUCAGCAGCGGUGGCUGCACUGUGAUGCAUGUGAAGAUGUCUGUGAUAAGCCACUCCUUUAUGAAGUAGGGUGGGGCAAGAAGCUUUCCUAUGUCAUAGCAUUUUCUAAGGAUGAGGUGGUUGAUGUCACUUGGCGAUACUCUUGUAAACAUGAGGAGGUAAUCUCCAGAAGAACUGAGGUUAAAGAAGAAUUACUUCGAGAAACUAUUAAUGGACUUAAUAAGCAGAGGCAAAUAUCUUUGUCGGAAAACAGAAGAAAAGAACUUCUCCAGAGGAUAAUCGUGGAACUUGUUGAAUUUAUAUCUCCCAAAACCCCUAAGCCUGGAGAACUUGGUGGAAGAAUAUCUGGGUCAGUGGCUUGGAGAGUAGCCCGAGGUGAAAUGGGUCUAGAGAGAAAAGAAACCCUGCUCAUUCCCUCUGAAAAUGAGAAGAUUUCCAAACAGCUCCACCUUUGUUAUAAUAUUGUGAAAGAUCGUUACGUCCGAGUUUCAAAUAAUAAUCAAACCAUUUCUGGAUGGGAGAAUGGUGUGUGGAAAAUGGAAUCCAUAUUCAGAAAAGUUGAAACAGACUGGAACAUGGUAUAUUUAGCCCGAAAAGAAGGAUCGUCUUACGCUUACAUUUCCUGGAAGUUUGAGUGUGGGUCAGUUGGCUUCAAAGUAGAUAGCGUUUCCAUUAGAACGAGUAGUCAAACCUUUCAAACUGGAACAAUACAGUGGAAAUUGCGAUCUGACUCAGCACAAGUAGAACUGUCAGGCGAUAAAACUCUUCGCUCCUAUCAUGAUUUUUCUGGUGCCACUGAAGUUAUUUUGGAAGCAGAAUUAAGCAGAGGAGAUGGUGUUGUUGCUUGGCAACACACUCAGCUGUUUAGACAAAGCUUAAAUGACCAUGAAGAAAAUUGUUUGGAGAUAAUUAUAAAAUUCAGUGACCUUUGAGAACCUGAACAUUAUAGAAAAGCUGACAAUAAUCAAAGAUUUACUGUGUUCUAAAGUAGUCUGUGGGUUCAGUGCAUGCUUAGUUGGCUAUUUACUACCCUCUGCUAGCCUAUUUCUUUGGCUAGCUGUCCAUCAUGUACCCCUCAGGAAAAUACAUCUUUGUACUACGGACCAUCGAAACCUUGAAUUAAAAGCUCCCUUCCAUAUGUGACUGUAAUUUGAAGUAAAGUCUUAUUGCCU
This is a messenger RNA of Puma concolor (puma), 2220 nucleotides long. It is a transcript of the gene NGLY1, whose product is annotated as N-glycanase 1. The record is from RefSeq and is a predicted model, not a curated record. Gene Ontology annotation, molecular function: peptide-N4-(N-acetyl-beta-glucosaminyl)asparagine amidase activity. Gene Ontology annotation, biological process: glycoprotein catabolic process; protein deglycosylation. Gene Ontology annotation, cellular component: cytoplasm; nucleus; cytosol. NCBI's taxonomy places the organism in Eukaryota, Metazoa, Chordata, Mammalia, Carnivora, Felidae.